UAAACUAGCGGAGAUAACAUUUUCAAUUUUUAGCAUGGUUUAAAUUUCAAAAUCGGGAUUUUAUUUAAAUUCUGACCAAUUAACAUACUGAUUGACAAUCACAAAACAAAAAUACACACUAAAUUAGCUAAAUGAACAAUUGAUAUCUAUUCAGUUUAAGCUUGUAACUUUGUGUUGUAACACAAGGAAGUAAAUAUCAAUUUUAAAUUCCAUGUAUCCAAUAAAUAAAAAAACCAGCAAAAUAUUUACAUUAGAAACCUGUGAAACAAUUUGAGGAUUACAAUUUCAAGGUAAAAUAUGGCAGUCCCAGGAAAGAAAGCAUCAAAACAAUUUUCAUCAUCAACAACAUCCAUGGCAUCAGAUGAAGAUCUUCAAAUUCAUUGCCAGCCUUGUGACGAGGAAGGAACUAGACAUUCUGCUCAUGGUUACUGUACUGACUGCAAGGAACACCUUUGCAAGACAUGUUUUAAAGCACAUAAGAUAAACAAGUUUACCAAAAAGCAUACACUUCUGAAUGCAACAAGUAUGCCUAAAGUUUUGCAACAGCCCUCAACAUCUAUUCACACAUGCCUGAUAGAUGAUUUGAUCUCACUAUGUCAUAAACAUCCAAAAGAAAUUAUCAAGUUCUACUGCAAUGAUCAUACAGAAUUUCUCUGUGGUGUUUGUGUUACCCUUGAGCAUCAAGCUACUUUCUGCAAAGUCAACUAUAUACCAGAAAUUUCUAUUGAUAUAAUAGACAGCAAAGAAUAUCAAGUUAUCAUGAAUGCAGUAAAGACCACUUCUGACAAAUUUCAACAGAUAUUAAAAGAUGUCAAGAACAUGACAUACAAAUCAAACAGCUCUCUCAAAGAUGCAUUAGUUGACAUUAAAAAGUUUCGACAAGAAAUCAACCAAAGACUAGAUGAACUGGAGAGACAGGCUGAAGAUGCAGCUAAAGUCAUAGAACAAGAAAACAACACACAUCUAAAAUCAGUAGAAACAACAUGUGAAGAAGUUACCAAAUCUCUGAAGGUAUCAUCAGACAAAAUCAAACAACUCAACGAAACAAAACAAGCUGACAAACUUGUAAUUGAUUUAAAACUUGCAGAGAAAGCAAUCAAAGAUAUGGAAGGAAAACUACAAACACUGUCAUCAUUCAAUAUUAAAGAGCACAACUUUAAAUCAAAUGAUGUUAUAUUAAAUUUGGUUAAAACAGAGAAGUCACUGGGUACAUUGAUAAAGAAAAUUUUAAAUACAGAAUGUCAACCUGUACAAAUAAAGUCUAGACAACCUUCACAUGAGGGAGAAAUCUGUGUGAAGACAUCAAAAGAUGAAUCAAGCUGCUAUAUAACAGGAAUGAUUCUGGUGACUCCUGAUCUUCUUAUCAUCACUGACUGCAAUAACAAAGCUGUAAAGAUGGUGGGCACCAGCAGUCAAUCUGUGUCUGAUCAACUACAACUAGAUGAUGAACCAGAGGAUAUCACUAGAGUAACCAGUACUGAACUUGCUGUCACAAUUCCUUCAAAACAAACAAUACAAUAUAUAUCAAUCUCAUCAAACAAACUCAUAAAUAGGCAUGCAGUGAAGGUUGGUGGAGAAUGUCAUGGCAUAAGCUGUUACCAAGGUAAAUUUGUUGUGUUAUUCCUUUAUCCUACAAAACUUCAGAUCCUUGAUAUGAAUGGCACUAUACUGACAACAAUUGAUGGAAAAAAUAUUUUCGAAGAUGCAUGGCAUAUCACAUGUAACAGAAGUUCUAUCUAUGUAUCUGACGAUGCCAUGAAGACGAUAACAGAAUUAAACUGGCAGAGUGAAGCAAUUGCUAUUUAUUGUGGUAUGAGUUUCCCUACAGGAAUGUCACUGUCAGAUGAUGGUACUGUCUUUGUGUGUGACAAUGGAAACUGUGUUAUAAAAGAGAUGUCAGGAGACUGUUCUACAGGAAAGGUGGUGUUGCAGGAUCUGGAUGGACCAUGGGCUGUAUGUUGGUGUGGAGAAACAAAGAAGCUGUAUUAUAGCUGCAAUGCUUUGGAUGAGAAAUAUAGCAACUUCCUUCAAAUCCAUAACCUGUCAUAGACUUAAACAGAGACUUAGUUGAUUUAACAAUGUCAACAGUUCUUAAAUUUAUCAUUCAUUCUUCUAACACUGGUCUUAAAGUGAAAGCAUGAUGAAAACUUAGCAAGACACUUUCAUGCUAGAUUUUUUUUUAUUUAAUUUCUAUAUGUUUAGUCGAAUCUUUGAAAACUUAGCAAGAUACUUUUAUGUCAGAACUUUUUUUUCAUCUUUAAAUGUUUAGUAAAAUCUUAUGUUAUGAAGAAGAAUGAUUUGUGGCUUUCUUAUAAAUGGUUUGGUGAGAAACUAGGAAACUUCUAGGGUAAUGCUGAGAAUACACUGAAUAACAAAGGAACCUCAUGCUCAUGUAGUGAUAAAUUUUGUCUGAUAAAGGAUAAUGACCAAUAUCUAUACGUUAUAUUCUAAGUUAAGAAGGGACAUAACUCCUAAAAAUAUUGCCUUCAGGAUAAUGCCCCCUGUUUGAUAAGGGCAAUGAUUAUCAAUGACCGAUGUUUAUAAAUACUUUAUGUUAAAAAGGGUCAUAACUCCUUAAAAUAUUUCUUUCUGGAUAAGAUUUAUGUUGAUUUUUUUAUAGCCUUUAAAUCAUUCUAACUUAAUAAGCAACUUUGACAAAAGUUAAAAAGGGGAAUAACUGCCAAAAUGUAGCUUUGAGUAUAAAAUCUUUCUUAUAAUGCCUAGUCUAUUAACUGUAUAUUGAUGACAAGUUGACAACAUUGUGCAUCGAUCACAAUACUUCUCUUUUUUUCAAAACAGACACACUAAAAUGACAACUUUGUAUCCAUUUAUAAACUGACUGUAAUAGGUUGCAUCUAUUAUAACAUUUAAAACUAAGAUUAAAAAUUUUCUUUAUUUUUAUUUUACAUAACAAUAUGAUUCAUCUGGUGAGUUUUCUUUUCUUUUGUUAUUAUCAAAUGCACUUAAUAUUUUAUGUUACCUGUCCUGUUUCUACUAAUAUUGUGUACUAUAAGCAUUUGUAACAUUUUAAAAUUAUUCAGAUUGCAUCAAUAAAUGUCAG
Messenger RNA from Ruditapes philippinarum (Manila clam), 3061 nucleotides. RefSeq lists its product as uncharacterized. The record is from RefSeq and is a predicted model, not a curated record. Gene Ontology annotation, molecular function: zinc ion binding. The coding region runs from base 298 to 2049 and encodes 583 amino acids. NCBI's taxonomy places the organism in Eukaryota, Metazoa, Mollusca, Bivalvia, Venerida, Veneridae. The transcript has 2 exons.